AUGUAAUGUUAAGAAGGAUGGCAAUAUUAUGAAUAGAAUAAGAAUUGUUUACCAAUAUGUGGUGAUUCAAUAAUUAAUUAUUUUGAAGAAUGCGAUGAUGGGAACACAUAUCAAUAUGAUGGAUGUUAUUAAUGUAAAUAUUCUUGUCCUUUGAAUUGUAGUGAAUGUUAAUUUGGUAAAUGCAUAUAAUGUUCAUUUAAAUACGAAUUGAUAAAUGAUAAAUGUUAAUAUAUUUGUGAUGGUUAUGAGAAUUAGGAAGAUUAAGAAAAUAGAAAUUGUUAGAAUAGAAUUAAUAAUUUGAUUGAGAAUGGUUAUUACUAGCAUAAUCUAUUUAAUAAUGAAAAUUCUAAAUAUACUUUAGCCAGUAGUUUAACAUGUAAUCUAAAAGAUUUUGGAAUUUUUGGAUAUUUUUAUAAUUAAUGCAGAAUACCAGAAAUACAACAUUGUAAAAUGAGUUUUAUUAAUAUAUGUCUAUAAUGUGAAGAAAAUUAUUAAUUAGAAAAAAAUAGAUUGAGAUGUACUACUAUUUGUAAUGAUGGAAUCGUAAUAGAAUAAUAAUAAGAAUAGUGUGAUGAUUAAAACAAUAUAUAGUUUGAUGGAUGUUAUAAAUGCUAAUAUAGUUGCUAAUUGGAAUGUUUAAAUUGUGUUGAAAAUAAAUGUUAUUAGUGUUUUGAUGGAUGGAAGCUUAUUGAUUAUGGUUGUUAUCAAUAUUGUGGAGAUGGUUAAAUAGCUGUAACUUCAAUGGAACAAUGUGAUGAUGGAAAUUAUGAUAAUGGAGAUGGAUGUUUCGAAUGCAAAUAUCAAUGUAUUCCAUAUUGCAACGCUUGUAUAGAUAAAAAUACAUGUUAUAUUUGUGAAUAGUACUACGAAUUAUAUAAUAAUUCAUGUAGACCAAUAUGUGGAGAUGAACAUAUUGUUAUUGGAUUAGAAGAAUGUGAAGAUGGAAAUGAUAUUCCUUAUGAUGGUUGUUUUAAUUGUUAAUUUUAGUGUGAAGAAGGAUGUUAAACUUGUACUUUUGGAAUAUGUUUAGAGUGCAUUAAAGGAUAUACAAUUAUAAAAGAUUAUUGUGAAGUUGAUAAUUACACUCAUAUUUUUGAUGAAGAUGAAUAAGAAGUGUCAAAUAAAUGUGGAGAUGCUAUUUAUACUGAUAAUGAAGAUUGUGAUGAUGGUAAUGAACUUGAUGGAGAUGGUUGUUCUAGUUUAUGUCUAAUUGAACCAAACUGGUUUUGUAAUAAUUUUCCUAGAAAAUCAAGUUUUUGCUCAUAUAAUACUGUUUUUAAAUUGUAAUAUCUUAAUUAGACUUAAUCAAUUUAAUACGUUUAAUUAUCAUUUUCUAAUAAAGUUAAAUUAAAUGACACUAUUUUGAAUUUUACUAAUUCAAUUCAUCCAUCUAUUUCAUCUAUUCAAUAAGAUAUAUAAAUUAUUACUAUAAUACCUGUAAUUGAAAUUGAUUAAACUAUUUUACUUGAUGUUAUUUAUAUCUUUUAAAUUCAAAUUUUUGAACCUAUUUCAACUCAACUUUAUUUAGCUGUAGAAAUUAAUGCUACUUUAGAAGACUCAUAUAAAAAAAAAGUAAAUACUACUCUCUAAACUAUCAAAUUAUAACUCCCCAAAGUCUUAAACUAGAAUUAAUUACAAACGGCCAAUAAAUUUUAAGCUCUGGGUAAUUGGAUGAUGAUAGGAUUAGCUAGUAGUAGUUUCUUACUUUUAUUAAUUGGAAAUCCUAGAUAAUGUAUGGAAAUUUUUGAUAUUUUAUAACUUCAAUCAUAUCUGAAAUACAUAAAUGUGGAUUUUCCAUUGAAUGUUUUAAUAUAUUUUGAAUCAUCAGAAAUUGUAACUAUUAAUCCAGUAUUGAUUAAAUUAAAAAUUACUGAUUUUUUUUACUAAUUAAUAGGUGAUCAAUAUGUUGAGAGUAUUGGAAAACUUUCUGAAUAUCAAUUAAACGCUGAUUUAUUAGUUAACAUCUAUGGUUAAUUUACUUAAAUUGGAUUCCUGAUUGCAUUGUACAUAUUUAUAAAAUACUAUACAAAAUUUGUCUACACUAAUUGUUUUGGCUCUAAAUUUAUCUAUUAUAUUAAACUAAUGAAUAAUUAAUUUAUUGAAAGAAUUGGGAUUAAAUUUUAUUUACUCAAUAAAAGUAUUUGUAAAUUAAUUGAUAUAUUUAAUAAGGAAGGCUUACUUCAAUUGUUCUAUGCAAAUAGUUGGGAUCUAAUAUUUAAAGUUUUAUUGUAUUUAACUUCUAAUUUUAAGCAAGGAAUAAGAGAAAUAAUUUCUUCUAUUCUUUCUAUUGGAUACUUAGUAUCCUUAAUCAUUAUCAUAAGUUAAAAUUGCAGAAGAAAUAAUCAUAAAAUUAUAUUGAGGGAUUUAAGAAAUAAAUAGCACGAUGAUAUUAUUUUAAUUAAAAAACUCGUAUUUUUAUUAGUGCUUAUUGUAAUGUAAAGUUGCCCUCUUAUAUAAUGUAUUUUACUUACAUGUAUAUUAUUUUGGUAUCUUGGAUAAAUAAUUAAUAUUGAUUUUACAAAAAAUAAACUUGACUUAUUCAUCAUUAUUUGGACGGAAGCACCAGUAAUGGUCUUUACAUUAUCUUGUAUGAUAUAUUGCUCUGAUUUUUAAAAUUAUUUAUUAUUAGAUUAAUAAAUAUUGUAUGGAUUUGUUUAAAUUAGUUUUUUGGUAUUAGCUUUAGCAUCUCCCUUAGUGAGAUGUGGAUAUUAGCUUUUUUGUAAAGUUAGAUCAUAUUAUUUGAAAAAUAGAAAGAAGAUGAACCCAAUUUAUGUAGAUGGUAGCAACAUAUUUUAGAUAGUUGAUAACAAUAACAAUAAGUGA
This is a messenger RNA of Paramecium pentaurelia, 2823 nucleotides long. The record is from the annotation of a GenBank genome assembly. NCBI's taxonomy places the organism in Eukaryota, Ciliophora, Oligohymenophorea, Peniculida, Parameciidae.